AUGUCUAGAGUGGCUUCGUUAAAUGGUGUCACGAUUCCACGGUUACAACUUUGUGCACCGGUGCUUCUCAAGAAACUCUACGUCGAAUCGAAACCUCAAUUCGAAUUUCCAAUAAAGAAAACAUUCUUAUGGUCAAAUGCCACGAUCCUACUUUUUUGGGUAAAAAAAGAUCCACAUUUGUUAAAGACGUUUAAGGCCAAUAGGGACGCAGAUAUUCAGACAUCAGGUGAUCGAGUUCAUUGGAGAAAUGUCCGUUCCGAUGAUAAUCCUGCCGACGCUACGCUCGAGGACAACUACCAUCAGAUUUUAUUAAAAAUUCUCUUUGGAUUGCAGGUCCUAGUUGGUCAGUUUAUCUUAAAAAAGAAUGGCCUAGGUUGGUUAAAAUAA
Molecule: messenger RNA, 387 nt
Organism: Belonocnema kinseyi
Lineage: Eukaryota; Metazoa; Arthropoda; Insecta; Hymenoptera; Cynipidae
Exons: 1
Coding region: 1-387 (128 amino acids)
Source: RefSeq, a predicted model, not a curated record